Molecule: messenger RNA, 1795 nt
Organism: Callorhinchus milii (elephant shark)
Lineage: Eukaryota; Metazoa; Chordata; Chondrichthyes; Chimaeriformes; Callorhinchidae
Product: solute carrier family 2, facilitated glucose transporter member 5
Exons: 12
Coding region: 1-1704 (567 amino acids)
Biological process (GO): monosaccharide transmembrane transport
Cellular component (GO): membrane
Molecular function (GO): hexose transmembrane transporter activity
Source: RefSeq, a predicted model, not a curated record
AUGGCAGAGGAGGUCUAUCUCUUCCACCCCCGCAAUGGCAAGAUCACCGGGGGUUGGGUUGGAUCUGGUUGGGGUGGUUUGCGCCUGACUGGGCUGGGGUGGGCCUGGCUGGGGUGGGCCUGGCUGGGGUGGGCCUGGCUGGGGUGGGCCUGGAGCCGAGCCUUGCCUGGUAUCUCAUUGCCUCUCUGCCCUCAGCACCUCACCUGGUCUCUCCUGAUGGUAUCAGUCCUCACCUCCUUCGGCUCAUCCAUGCUGUAUGGCUACAACCUGGCUGUGGUCAAUUCCCCGGCAGAGUACAUCAAAGAUUUCUACAACGACACCUUCCUGAGCCGCUAUAACCAGACACUGAGCGAGAGCCACCUGGUGGUGCUGUACUCUGCCACCGUCUCUGUCUUUGCGGUGGGAGGGCUCCUGGGCUCGCUGCUGGUCGGGCUGCUCGUGACCAGGUUUGGACAGAAGGGCACUUUGGUUGGCAGCACCUUCCUGGUCUUUGUGGCCGGCCUGCUGAUGGGCUUCAGCCGCGUCCUCAGCUCCCCCGAGAUGGUCGUUUCCGGUCGCUUCAUGACAGGCGUUCACUCAGGCAUCUCUCUCAGCGUGGUGCCCAUGUAUCUCGGGGAAAUUGCCCCAAAGAACCUGCGUGGGUUCCUGGGGCUGAUCCCCAGUAUUUUCAUCUGUCUGGGAGUGUUUGCAGCCCAGGUGCUGGGGCUCAGGCAGCUAAUGGGGAAGGAGGAGGAUUGGCCUCUCUUCCUGUCGCUGGUGAUGAUCCCAGCGCUGGUGGAGCUCCUCUUCCUGCCCUGGUUCCCGGAGAGUCCCCGGUACCUGCUCAUCCAGAAAGAGGACGUGACGUCAGCGGUGAAAGCGUUGGGCCGGUACAGGAAUGCCAACUGUUGUAAUCUGCAGGCGGAGGUGGAGGAGAUGCAGCAGGAACAGCAGUCACUGGCCUCACUGGACAGUGUGUCCGUCUGCCGUCUCUUUGCUGACCGCUCCGUCCGCUGGCAGCUGAUCUCUGUCAUCGUGGUCAGCACCGGCAUGCAGCUGUCAGGCAUCGACGCUAUCUGGUAUUACACCAACACCAUAUUUGAGAACGCUGGCAUCGCGCGCCCGUCCAUACAGUACACGACCGUGGGCACCGGGGCCAUCGAGGUGCUGGCUGGGCUGAUUGGGGGUCUGACCAUUGAGAAGUUGGGGAGACGACCUCUGCUGAUCGGAGGAUUCAGUUUCAUGGGGCUGUGCUCUGCCGGCAUCACUGUCUCCCUGCUCUUCCAGGCACCGUGGAUCCGCUAUGCCAGUGUGGCCUGUGUAGUCGGCAUCAUCGCUGGAUUCUGCAUUGGCCCAGCGGGAGUGCCUUUCCUGAUGACCGCAGAGCUGUUUAAGCAGUCGCACCGUCCGGCCGCCUACAUCGUGGGAGGUUCCCUCAACUGGCUCUCCAACUUCACCGUGGGCUUCCUCUUCCCCUUCCUGCAGAGGUCCGCGGGUGCCUACUGUUAUCUGGUGUUCUCGGUGAUCUGUUGUCUCGUCGCCGCCUUCGCCCACUUCAUCAUCCCCGAGACCAGGAACAAGACCUUCAUGGAGAUCAGUCAGAUGUUCUCGGGGAGGCCCACCGCGGAGGGACAGCCACAGGUGCGGCUCAGGACGUUUAAAGGCUAUGGCACGUUGGCCAACAGCAACCCGGACUUUGACAGCUCGCAAUCAUACCAAGAGUGACCAUGGGGAGGCGCCACUCUGACCCCUCGCGCUGACCCUGGGUUUACCCUUCACAUUCAUUCAAGUCCAUUAAAAUCUCUCAUUUUCUAAA